AUGGCGAAACUUCAGGAACAAGAGUUCUGGGCGGACGCGGAUAAGCAUCUCAUGUCUACUGGAGUGCCCUAUUCGCCAUCCAUCAUCACUAAAGCUAUUGGAUGUCGGCUGUACGAUCAAAAUGACCGCGAGAUUCUCGACUUUACCUCUGGCCAAAUGAGCUCGCUCCUCGGCCAUUCACACCCUGAAAUCGUUCAAGUUGUGCAAAAGAAUGUGGCCGAGCUUGAUCAUCUGCUCAGCAACAUGAUUACCCAGCCAGUCGUGAGUCUUGCGAAGCGGUUGGCACGGUUCCUACCUGCCCCGCUAGAGAAGUCGUUCUUUUUGAACACUGGCUCAGAGACGACAGAGGCUGCUCUGAAAAUGGCCAAAGUCUUUACGGGCAAAUUCGAAAUCAUUGCCUUUUCUGCCAGCUAUCACGGCCUCACUCAAGGCUCUGGAUCGGCCACCUACUCGGCAGGCCGCAAGAACGGCGGACCGCCUACUCCAGGCAUGCUUGCCUUCCCGGCACCUUAUGCAUACCGAUCGCCCUUUCGAAAGUCCGACGGCUCUUAUGACUGGGAGACGGAGCUCGAGUUUGGCUGGUCCAUGAUUGAUCGCCAAAGCGUUGGCUCCUUGGCCGCCUUCAUCAUGGAACCCAUCCUAUCCACCGGCGGCAUCCUCGUCCCACCCAAGGGCUACCUGAAGCGCAUGUACGACGAGUGCAAGAAACGAGACAUGCUCGUCAUCAUGGACGAGGCGCAGACGGGCGUCGGCCGCACUGGCAAGAUGUUUGCCUUUGAGGACGACGACAUUGUCCCCGACAUUCUGUGCCUGUCCAAGACCCUCGGCUGCGGUCUCCCGCUGGGCUCCGUCAGCACCACGGCCGAGAUUGCGCGCGGGCUGGCGCAGUCCAAGUUCCUCUGGCUCACCACACACCUCAACGACCCCUUGACCGCGGCCGUCGGCGACAAGGUGCUCGAGAUUGUCGAGCGCGACAAUAUUGCCCAGCGCGCCGCCGAGCGGGGCGAGCAGCUGCAUCGGGGCUUGCUAAGGCUGCAGGAAAAGUACUGGUGCAUUGGCGACGUUCGUGGACGUGGCCUCUUUCAAGCCAUUGAGAUUAUUUCGGAUGCCGAGACAAGAGCACCCGGGCCCGACCUUGGCCAGCUGGUCUCUGACAAGGCUCUUGCUCUGGGUAUCUCGUGCAACGUUGUCAAUCUCCCUGGCAUGGGCGGUGUCUUUCGACUUGCGCCUCCCGUCACGGUCACGGAGGAGGAGAUUGAAGAGGGCUUGAAGAUCUUGGACAGGGCUUUCGACGAAAUUCUAGCUACCCGGGGCGGGGUCGUGCCAUGA
Messenger RNA from Pestalotiopsis fici W106-1, 1329 nucleotides. RefSeq names its product 2,2-dialkylglycine decarboxylase. Lineage: Eukaryota; Fungi; Ascomycota; Sordariomycetes; Amphisphaeriales; Sporocadaceae. Gene Ontology annotation, cellular component: mitochondrion. The record is from RefSeq and is a predicted model, not a curated record. The coding region runs from base 1 to 1329 and encodes 442 amino acids. Gene Ontology annotation, molecular function: transaminase activity; pyridoxal phosphate binding. The transcript has a single exon.